AUGUACAUGCCUGCCUUUGCUUCCAGCCUCUCGGGCUCCCUGGCCACCCAGGCCGUCUUGCUGGGUCUGGGGGUGGGGAACGCGAAAGCCUCGGUGUCGGCCGCCACCGCCACCUGGCUGGUAAAAGAUUCAGCUGGCAUGCUGGGCCGCAUCGUCUUUGCUUGGUGGAAGGGGAGCAAAUUGGACUGUAAUGCAAAGCAGUGGAGGCUCUUUGCUGACAUCCUCAAUGAUAUAGCCAUGUUCCUGGAGAUUAUGGCUCCCAUCUACCCAAUCUGCUUCACAAUGACUGUCAGCACCAGCAACCUAGCCAAGUGCAUUGUGAGUGUGGCUGGUGGGGCCACAAGGGCUGCGCUGACUGUGCACCAGGCCCGGAGAAACAACAUGGCUGAUGUGUCGGCCAAGGACAGCAGCCAGGAGACACUGGUGAACCUAGCAGGACUCCUGGUGAGCCUGUUGAUGCUACCUCUGGUGUCGGGUUGCCCUAGCCUCAGCCUCGGAUGUUUCUUCCUCCUCACGGCUCUCCACAUCUAUGCCAACUACCGGGCAGUCCGGGCCCUUGUCAUGGAGACCUUGAAUGAAAACCGGCUCCGGCUGGUCCUGAAGCACUUCCUUCAGAAGGGAGAGAUACUUGACCCAGCUUCAGCCAAUCAGAUGGAGCCACUGUGGACAGGUUUCGGGCCAUCUCUGUCUCUGUCCCUGGGGGUUCCCUUACAUUGCUUGGUUUCCAGUGUGUCUGAGCUGCAGCAGCUGGUAGAAGGGCACCAGGAGCCCUACCUCCUUCGCUGGACUCCAUCACGACACCAGGUACAGGUGGUUCUGAGCCAGAUGGCAGGCCCUGAGACUGUCCUAAGGGCUGCUACACAUGGUUUGGUGCUUGGAGCUCUGCAGGAAGAUGGACCCCUUCCAGGAGAGCUGGAGGAGCUGAGAAGUCAAGUUCAGGCAGGUCCUGAGAAAGAUGGCGGUGCCAUUGUCAGGGAGACAUACCAAGUGCUGGACAAGCUAUUCCCAGAGUUUUUGAAAGGAUUGCAGGCUGCAGGCUGGAAGACUGAGAAGCACCACCUGGAGGUGGAUGAGUGGAGGGCCACAUGGCUCCCAUCUCUGGAAAAGAAGGUCUUGUGAGCAGUCCAUGGCCA
Dipodomys ordii (Ord's kangaroo rat) is the source of this 1133-nucleotide messenger RNA. RefSeq names its product chromosome unknown open reading frame, human C16orf58 (gene Rusf1). NCBI's taxonomy places the organism in Eukaryota, Metazoa, Chordata, Mammalia, Rodentia, Heteromyidae. The record is from RefSeq and is a predicted model, not a curated record. The coding region runs from base 1 to 1119 and encodes 372 amino acids. The transcript is spliced from 13 exons.